This is a messenger RNA of Vicugna pacos (alpaca), 2388 nucleotides long. The record is from RefSeq and is a predicted model, not a curated record. NCBI's taxonomy places the organism in Eukaryota, Metazoa, Chordata, Mammalia, Artiodactyla, Camelidae.
GGGGUGGGAAGGCCCCGCGGCUGCGACCCAUCCUACAAAAGAGGAUUUUCUGGACUGAGAAACCUGCCGCGUGCUGUGGCCGGGGAUGGCUCUGCGGCCGCCAGGUGAGGCCGGAGCCCUGGACAAGGUGUGCUACCCGCCCGACAGGCUCCAGAGCAGCCCCCAACACCUGGCCGCCUACUACACGCCUUUCCCGCGCUAUGGCCCCUACGGGAGCACCCUAACCGCUGCGGAGGAGGGUUUCCAACCUUUCCGGCCGCUGGAGGCCCUGUCUGCGUCCCCGGCUGUGCCCCCCUUCGCCUUCCGGACCGCGCCUUCCUUGCUGAGCCCCGGCCUGGCCCUGCAGAGGGAGCCGCUCUACGACCUGCCCUGGUACAGCAAGCUGCCGACGUGGUACCCCAUUCCCCACCUGCCCGGCGAGGUGCCGCACUUCCUGAACAGCGGUCGCGAGUUUACGGGCGCCACCAGUGAAGACUUGGGCCACAUUGGCGGCCGUAGCGACAGUGGCCAGUGCUGGCGACCUGAAAGUUUAAUUCCGCCGCCCCCUGCGGAUGCUUCCCUGUUGCCUGAGAGGCCGAAGACCUCCCAGCUGUUAUCUUGCUCUCGCAGCGAGGGCUCUGAGGAUGGCCCCAAACUCGUGAACCAAGAGGGGAAGGCAUCUCACCGUUACCACUUCAGCCUGGAAGACCUGGACUUAGUUCUAUACGGGGUCAUUCCCAGCCCUCAGCCCUCAGCCCGCCUGCACCAUGCGAUUUCGGGCCUCCUGGUCCCCGCAGACAGCUCUGGGUCUGAUUCUCUUCCUCAGACUCUGGAUAGCGACUCCCUUCAGCUGCCAGAAGGUCUCUGCCUCCAGCAGACCAUGUUUGGUGAAGUCGCACAUUUCGGUGUGUUCUGCAGUAGUCUGAUUGCCAAAGGAGUCAGGUUUGGGCCCUUUCAGGGCAAAGUGGUCAACGCCAGCGAGGUCAAGACGUAUGGAGACAAUUCUCUGAUGUGGGAGAUCUUUGAAGAUGGUCAUUUGAGCCACUUUAUUGAUGGAAAAGGAGGUGCGGGGAACUGGAUGUCCUACGUCAACUGUGCCCGUUUCCCCACAGAGCAGAACCUAGUUGCAGUGCAGUGUCAAGGGCAGAUAUUUUACGAAAGCUGCAAGGAGAUCCACCAGAACCAAGAGCUCUUGGUGUGGUACGGAGACUGCUAUGAGAAGUUUCUGGACAUUCCUGUGAGCCUGCAGGUCAUAAAGCAGGGGAAGCAGGCGUCCGAGCCCUCUGAAGAGUCUACGGAAGGUUACAGAUGUGAGCGGUGCGGCAAAGUAUUUACCUACAAGUAUUACAGAGACAAGCACCUCAAGUAUACCCCGUGCGUGGACAAGGGUGACAGGAAAUUUCCCUGUUCCUUGUGCAAACGAUCCUUUGAGAAGAGAGACCGGCUCCGGAUCCACAUCCUUCAUGUUCAUGAGAAGCACCGGCCUCACAAGUGUUCUACGUGUGGGAAAUGUUUCUCUCAAUCUUCAAGCCUAAACAAACACAUAAGAGUCCAUUCUGGAGACAGACCCUACCACUGUGUGUACUGUACAAAGAAGUUUUCUGCCUCCAGUAUACUCCGCACACACAUCAGGCAGCACUCCGGGGAGAAGCCCUUCAAGUGCAAGUACUGUGGCAAAUCUUUCGCGUCCCACGCUGCCCACGACAGCCAUGUCCGACGCUCACACAGGGAGGAUGAUGGCUGCUUCUGUAGCAUCUGUGGGAAAACCUUCGCAGAUCAGGACACCUUCUACUCCCACAUGAGGUUUCAUGAAAACUACUAGCCCUCUGAGAGUUUGAGGACAAUGUCUUUGUAUUUCUGUCUUGAUAUUUCUUGUGUAUGGCUGUGUCUUGUGAAAAAAUGAUAGUUAUAUUGAGAUGAGAAACAGAAUGAUGGAACUGACCAAUUAGCAGAAUUUACCAGGUUUACUGACUGCGGUUUUAGCAGUGUUUGCAGAAAUGGUUUUCACAGUUUCUUAAAAGAAUGGACUUUUGGUGAAUUCAACUAGAAAUUGUGAAAACUGACUGCUAAUAGGGCUUCAAGGUCUGGAAACUCAACAUCAACCCUGAGAGGGACUGUAUUUCAUUUCAGGGACUAGGAGUAGAGUCUUUUGAUUACAUGAUGAAAAAAAAAGGAGGCUUUUUCUCUACUAUUUGCCUCGGGUCCCCGAUUAUAAUAUGCCUGUAGCCAUCCCCUGUUAUAUUUCUUGAUAGAAUAAAUUCUUUAAAAAUUCAUUCAAGCCUGAACUUUAGCAGUAUUGUAACUAAGUGUUCAGACAUGAAUUAAGCCCCCAUCUUUAUUUGGAUUCAUUUUUAAACCCCUAGUUUCUACCCCUCCCCCAUCAUAUGACAAAUACCUGUUAAUAGUUCG